This is a messenger RNA of Lutzomyia longipalpis, 2075 nucleotides long. Its product is annotated as ninjurin-A-like. Lineage: Eukaryota; Metazoa; Arthropoda; Insecta; Diptera; Psychodidae. The record is from RefSeq and is a predicted model, not a curated record. Gene Ontology annotation, biological process: tissue regeneration; cell adhesion. Bases 648 to 1535 code for a protein of 295 amino acids. Gene Ontology annotation, cellular component: membrane. The transcript is spliced from 5 exons.
UUCUCGCGUAUUAAAUUGGAACAGGAAGGGGUUAUUCGUGCUGGAAAAUGCAAAGGAAAUUAUGCUGAGAAAGGGUAAAAAUCGAUAUAUCGAGGAGGUGCAUGUCUUUGCAUUUCCAAUGAGUCAGUGAAUGAGUGCAAAGUUGGAAAAUCCCCCACUUUCUCAGAUGCUUUGAUGACGUUUCAAUGGCGCAACUGGUUUUGCGGCUAAUUUAUGUUGUAUUGGUUCGGUUGGCACGGAGAUUCUUUAAGUCGCGGAACUCAGUCGCGAUCUCAUACUGGUCCCCAGCGUCACCGUGAACGCUGAGCUCUGUAGUUGAAUCUCAAGACAAAGCAAAGUUGUUACAUUUUAUUUUUUUGGUAAAGAAUCUCAUUAAAGCGUUGCUCAGAAAGUGAAGGAAAUUUUUGGCAAUUUUUUUUUGAAGUUUUGCUGAAGAAGGAAUUUCAGUGAAAAUUCUAAGAAAUUGAAAAGGAAGAGUGCAAGAAAUUCUAUUGAAAAAUUCAAUAACUUCGUCUCCAUAGUGAAGCGUGACUUCGGCGAAUUGCAUUUAAAGUUUGCCCUAAUUGCUGAUUUUUAUCCCUAAAAAUUAAGUUUCUUUGCAGCCGCAGUGAGUCAGUGAGUUUGAGAAUUUUGGAAAGUCACACAAGAUGUCAACACCAAAUCCCCAUGUAACAAUAAACCUGCCAACGAUUGGAGAAAAUCGAGAAAAUACAAGAGAUAUUUUCCUGGAAGAAAGUGAACCCCCUCGAGGCAGAAGAUCACGAAGAAGCUCCGAAGAUAGUGCCUACAGGAGAUCAUCACGAUCAAUCUCUCCACGAUCGGCAAGUAGAUCACCGAGAAGACCACGGAGGAGUGUAGAUGCAGCUAUUAAUGAUGCUGCACCCCUUUUGGAAACGGACCUACCACCUAGACUCCCACCUAUUGCAGGGCCAGAAAUCGAUGAAAAUGAUAGUCCAGACGAUGAUAUACCAUUAACUUCCGCAGCACAUCCAGGAGUGGAUGAUGGAUUUUUCCCAGGUUCGGGAGUGAAGCCCCGAGUUGGUGAAGAUGAAAAUGAUGCUGAAGGAAAACAAAUCCCACCAAAUGGACUUUAUCCACGUCGGGGAAGUGUUCCAGCCAAUUUUCCAUAUGCGCCUGAAUUUGGACCAGGCAUUAUUAACGUCCCAGAGACUACACCUAGAAUUAUCCCAGAUGUAAAUGUUUAUCAGCAUAAGAAAACUCUAGCUCAGGGGAUGAUGGACCUAGCUCUUCUAUCAGCUAAUGCAAAUCAACUUCGCUACGUCCUGGAGUCCUACACUCGACAUCCCUACUACUAUUUCAGUGUUACUUUCAUCUCAAUGAGCCUUAUCUUUCAAGUAGCUGUUGGGAUUGGACUUCUCCUAAAUAGUCGAUACAAUGUUAAAAAUGAAGAUGAUAUGUGCAAAGCAGCUCGCAUUAAUAACCUCACAGUUAUUGGUAUCUUCCUCAUUACCAUAGUUAAUGUGUUCAUAUCGGCAUUUGGAGUAGCAGAUCCACCUCCUACAAUGCAAAACUGAUCCAAAAGUAAAAAAUAAAUAAGAAUUUAACUUUAAGCCAGAAGAAAUGAUUUCUUGUAAAGAAUCUCAGAAAUUCCAUUAAAAUCUCAAUGUAAAACUCGAAAGUGCAUUUCGGUGUGUGGCCAAAGGCAGGUUUAUUUCUGUUUGAGCCGCCGAAUAUGAUAAGGAGACAGAGAUACCGACUUGCGAGCUAGUUUGCGAGAAGAUAAUAAAAUACUUAGGAGGUAAUUUGAAUUGGCUAAUGCUCGCGUUUCCAACUUAAUUCGUGAUAUCGUGAUAUUAAAAAAAAAUUGACUAAAAUUUUUCAAAAUUAAAAUUUAUUGCUUACUGCUUAUCAAUUUACAUUACCUAUAUAGUUUUUAAUCACAUAAAGCUUUAACUUAUGUAAAAGCUCUCUCAUAGUUUAGUCAAAUAUAAUAACAGAAUUGAAAGAAAAAUCAUUUAUUGUUUUUUCAUUAAAAAAUAUUUAUAUUUUUCUUUUGUAUUUUAUUUGUCAAAAAUAACAAAAAUGAAUAUAAAAUAUCAUUAUACAUAUCAAAA